AUGAUUGCUUAUCGAUGUGUUCUCAUCGUCGUCAUCAGUAUCUUACUGGCCACGACCUUUCCUGUGGAUGCGAAAGGCUGUUGGAACGUGAACGGAGAUGUGAACCGAAAGCGCAAUAACAAAGAUUGCUACGCAGCAAUGAAGAAAAUCAUCUUCGACACUAGUGGCAAAGCUCCACACCUUCCUACAGAUGAAGGCGUAGUGAAAACGAUCUCUGGCGGCUGCAGCCUAAUCGUUAAGAAUCCAAAUCAUGCUAUUGUCACAGAGCCCGAUAUCAAAGUGGCCCUUGAGGCCCUUUUCAAGAAAUGCCCAAAUAUUGGUGGAUAUGUCAUGUUUCCAAAUAUCCCUCAAGCCAGUCUGGAGAUCAGGGAGCGCGCGGCGGCUGGUUCAAGAUAUGAGGCAUUCAAUCCCGAUGCAGAGCUCGACAAACCGUAUUGCUAUCAGGCCAAGGGAAUGCCAGAUAUUAAAGCAAACGACGACUGCAUAAAAGCCUACGAAGGCCUCAGCACGGAUUCCCAGGGCCGUAUCAGCCCCACAACAAAUGGGGCCCAUGUGGUCUUCCAAUCAUGCUAUGUGAGUCAAACGGGCCAAGCCAACAUAAGAACUCCACUACUCUUGGCAAAUGACUGACAUGAACAAAACUCAACGUCAUUAGUUGAGCAUCUCCACAACAGAUGAAUCAAUGCUUCAAGUCAUGAAGAAAGACGCUGAUGCAAUUGUUAAAAACAUGAUUACAAAAUGCGAUAAGAAGUCGGGCUUCGUUAAUUUGCGGGGAGCACAGGGGAAAAAUGGGAGAGUGUUUGUUGAGACACAUGCGGCAUAAAUUGUAGACUCGAAAGACGACAGUUCAUCUUUUCUCGAUUCCACCUUUCAAUUGCAUAGGUAUCCCAUUUCGCACCUUGUAGGUUAAACUGUAGUGGACACUUUUUUUUUACAAUCUGUAAAUCUGCUGUACAUAGUCAAGCACCAUGUUUUACUCGUCAAAUUGAGCAAAGGACAAGACAGAC
Messenger RNA from Puccinia graminis f. sp. tritici CRL 75-36-700-3, 1007 nucleotides. RefSeq lists its product as uncharacterized. The record is from RefSeq and is a predicted model, not a curated record. The coding region runs from base 1 to 630 and encodes 209 amino acids. Lineage: Eukaryota; Fungi; Basidiomycota; Pucciniomycetes; Pucciniales; Pucciniaceae. The transcript is spliced from 8 exons.